Molecule: messenger RNA, 2292 nt
Organism: Capsicum annuum
Lineage: Eukaryota; Viridiplantae; Streptophyta; Magnoliopsida; Solanales; Solanaceae
Product: heat stress transcription factor A-4c
Exons: 3
Coding region: 898-2112 (404 amino acids)
Biological process (GO): regulation of transcription by RNA polymerase II
Cellular component (GO): nucleus
Molecular function (GO): RNA polymerase II cis-regulatory region sequence-specific DNA binding; DNA-binding transcription factor activity
Source: RefSeq, a predicted model, not a curated record
AAUUUAAUUAUUUUAAAAUUUAAUCAUUAAUGUUUCACGGAGCCCGAAAAUAGGUGCACAAAUUCCAAAUUUUGAUAGAAGCUUUGAUUUUGUGAAAUUCUCAUCACAUAUUCCAAGAAAAAUAACCAAAUCCGCAAAGUAGCAACGGACCAACCGUCGAGUAUUUUCAUCAUAAAAAAAAAACAAAAAAACGAAGCAGCCUAAACAAAUUUCUUCUACAUAUUUCUGGGCCUCAAAUUAAUUUUACGAGUUUUUCUCAGUCUGUCUCAGCUGGAAAAAAUUGGCUUUGAUAGUGAUUCUUGCGCAUGCAUAGAAAAAGGGCUGAUUUUUUGGAGGAUAAUGGGAUUUUUGCAAAAUUUCAGGUUUGGAAAAUUAUUGGGUUCUGCAAAUGAUAGUAAAAAUGUUGGCUUUGGUUGGUUAAAGCAUGGUAAAAGGUGUAGAGCUUCUUGAAUUUGUGAGUUUGAGUUUCUGUUUAUCUUGGGGUUGAUAAUAAGAGAUUUGGGGGUUAUUUGUUUAGUGUGAAUUCCUUCUGGAAUGUUCCAGAAGGUGUUUAUUUUUAAUUCUUUUUUAAAAUGAUGCAUUUUGAAGUUUCUUUUAGUUGACAAUAGGAAGAAAAAUAUUCGAGAAAGUUGAAUUCUUUGUCAUCUUGGAUCUUGUCAGAUAUAUAUAAUAUAAAAGAUAAGAAUCUGUUUUCACAAUUGAGCAAGUUGCCUGUAGUGUGGGGUUCUGGAAACAAGCAUGUGCUUGUGAAUUGAUGGAGAUCUGAUCCGAGCUCAUAGCGAUCCUUACAAGUUGUUUGUGUGAUCUGGAGUGUGAUAAUAAGGUGUUUUGGUUUAAGUAGAUGCUUUGUUUCUUUAUUUUUUAGUUUAAGGGUUGUGAUUUUUGUUUAAGCCUGUGAUGGAUGAAGGUGCGUGCAGCACGAAUGCAUUGCCUCCUUUUCUUACAAAGACAUAUGAAAUGGUGGAUGAUCCAUCCUGUGAUGCCAUUGUCUCCUGGAGUUCGAGUAAUAAAAGCUUCAUUGUAUGGAAUCCUCCAAAUUUUUCAAGAGAUUUGUUGCCUAGAUACUUCAAGCACAAUAAUUUUUCCAGCUUUAUUAGACAGCUAAACACUUAUGGAUUCAGGAAAAUUGACGCUGAAAAAUGGGAAUUUGCGAAUGAAGAUAAUAAUUUUAUUAGAGGUCAGCCGCACCUUUUGAAGAAUAUCCAUAGGCGUAAACCUGUUCACAGUCAUUCUGCACAGAAUCUUCAUGGCCUGUCAUCUCCGUUGACUGAAUCAGAAAGACAAGGGUACAAGGAAGAUAUUCAAAAGCUGAAGCAUGAGAAUGGAUCACUUCACUUGGACCUACAAAGACAUGAGCAGGAUCACCAUGGACUUGAAUUGCAACUGCAGGUUUUGACUGAACGUGUUCAACAUGUGGAACAUCGUCAGAAGACCAUGCUCUCUGCUUUAGCUCGAACCUUAGGUAAUUCAGUAGCGGAUUUGAGCCACAUGCCACACCUUCAAGUAAAUGACAGAAAAAGAAGGUUGCCAGGAAACAGCUGCCUCUAUACUGAAAGUGACCUGGAAGAUACGCGAGGGUUUUCAUCGAAGGCUCUGACUAGGAAAAAUAUGAACCCAUCCUCUCUUUUGACAAUGAAUACAGAACGGUUAGAUCAGUUGGAAUCUUCUUUGACUUUUUGGGAAGAUGUUCUACACAAUGUUGAUCAAGCUGGGAUACAACAGAAUUGUUCACUGGAGUUGGAUGAAUCUAGAAGCUGUGCCGAUAGUCCUGCUAUAUCUUACACACAACUAGAUAUUGAUGUUGGGCCUAAGGCUUCUGGAAUUGACAUGAAUUCUGAGCCUAAUGCAAACCCUACUCCUGAUGCUUCAGAACCAGAUGACAAAGCAGCAGCAGGAACAUCUACUAUUGUUCCAACAGGAGUUAAUGAUGUAUUUUGGGAACAGUUCCUAACUGAGAAUCCUGUUUCUGAAGUACAGUCGGAGAGGAAAGAUAUUGCUAGCAAAAAGAAUGAAAACAAACCAGUUGACAGUGCAAAAUAUUGGUGGAACAUGAAGAGUGUAAAUAGCCUGGCAGAACAGUUGGGACAUCUUACUCCAGCAGAGAAAACUUAAUUUGGUAGGUUAUAUGAUAAAUGCCUUAUUCAUGUUGUGGCAUUCUGGCUUGUUGUAUAUCUAGUGUACUAGUUGUUUUAUUAGGAAGUAGAUAUAUGUGUUGAUAUGUAAAUUGAUUUUGUUCUUGCUAUGCAUUGCAUGAUAUGAGGGAAAUAUCGAGCUUCUGAAAAUUCUCUUGCA